AUGGGAGCUCCGAGGUUCCCAGUCAGCACCCCCAGCUUCAGAAUUCUCGAGUAUACGAAUUCACAGUGUUAUAAAGUCCCACGCAAACAGCCAUUCAACAGGCCCGCCGUCAUGCAAUACGUGGUGUAUACUUUACCACGCUAUUACUAUGUUCAGCAGCAAUGGAACGAAGUUGGCCUCGAAACCAAGAACCUGUUCAUCCAGCAAAGUGAAGCCUUUACAGAAUCUCUAUUAAAAAUUAUCUUCCAGCAGCUGUGCUCAGCAGAAAACAAAUUUUAG
Histoplasma mississippiense is the source of this 279-nucleotide messenger RNA. RefSeq lists its product with no specific name. Lineage: Eukaryota; Fungi; Ascomycota; Eurotiomycetes; Onygenales; Ajellomycetaceae. The transcript has 5 exons. The record is from RefSeq and is a predicted model, not a curated record. The coding region runs from base 1 to 279 and encodes 92 amino acids.